Molecule: messenger RNA, 1038 nt
Organism: Magallana angulata
Lineage: Eukaryota; Metazoa; Mollusca; Bivalvia; Ostreida; Ostreidae
Product: transmembrane emp24 domain-containing protein 6-like
Exons: 4
Coding region: 304-1011 (235 amino acids)
Biological process (GO): endoplasmic reticulum to Golgi vesicle-mediated transport; intracellular protein transport; Golgi organization
Cellular component (GO): Golgi apparatus; endoplasmic reticulum; endoplasmic reticulum-Golgi intermediate compartment
Source: RefSeq, a predicted model, not a curated record
UAUUAUUCACUGCGUGUUUAAAGGAUUAGUUUUCAUUUAAUUAUAUUCUAGCAUUUAUAAUUAUAUGGACUUGAACAUAUAAUGUUAUGCAAAAAAUCGGUUUCUACGCCAUGUAUGAAUUACCAGUUGUAAACUGAUGUUUAAAAGGUUAUAUUGAUAUUUAUCUCCGCUUAAAUCAGCAUCGUUAGAAAGUGAUUAUGAUCAAGCGCCGACGUGUUGUGAGAGUACAGGCUUCCCUUCCAGUAUUGAUUAUUUCAUUGUGCCAUGACGGAGUGAUGAUAUUCGGCUACAUGAUUUAUCACCAUGUUCAGUGCUCGGGCCUUGCUGGUUUCUGUGUGUCUCUGGAAUCUCUUUCACCACACGCUGAGUGCGUGGGAGGGGGAGGAAGGAGAUUUCAGCUUUGACGGCCUCCCCGGGGCUCAGCACGAGUUCAAGGUGGAGGUUUCCGGGAAUCAAGAAGAAUGCUUUGUUCAGAAGGUAGCGGAAAACGCUGAGCUGCAUGCCUCGUUUGAGGUUUUGCGAGGCGGAAGUCGAAUGGUGGACUUCUCCAUCAAGGAUGCGUAUAACAACGUUAUCCAAGAAAUAAUAUAUAAGUCUGAGGCUAACAUUAAAUAUAAAGCCCCUGUUACAGGGUACUAUCAAAUAUGCGUCAAUAACAUUCACAGUCGUUUUGUAUCAAAGCUUGUACAUUUUUACAUCGUGACAAUGGUUGAAGCAGAGUGGACAAAGUAUGUGGAAGAGAUUGAGGAAUUAAAAACGGCAGUAGAAAAUUUUACGGUUGUUAUUACGGAAGUUCAAAACUCAAUUAAACAAGUACGCUUGCACCAAUCAUCAACUAGACUAAACGUCAUGAAGGAUUGGUACUUAUUGACUGGAAAUAACUCUUACGUCAUGUAUUGGUCACUAUUCCAAAUUGCAUGUGUCCUUAUGACGUCAUCCUUUCAAGUGUACUUCGUCAGAAAACUAUUUAAUAUUCCAAAUGUGACCCCUACUGCGAAACCGCGAGCUUGAAUAAAUCAGUUUAUUUAUAAAAUGAAA